This is a messenger RNA of Meloidogyne enterolobii, 601 nucleotides long. The record is from the annotation of a GenBank genome assembly. NCBI's taxonomy places the organism in Eukaryota, Metazoa, Nematoda, Chromadorea, Rhabditida, Meloidogynidae.
UAUAUAUAUUUUGUACUUUUCGUUAGCGGUGUAUGUACAUUUUAUCCUUUUCUAUUUUCAGUGAUUUUUAGGGUAUUUUUCCAUACUUUUAUGUUAGCACCAUACAGAAAAGUAAGAGUACGUCCAUUACUUUGGCGACAAACGACAUUAGAAAAAUAUUUAACAACUCCAAUAUUUGGUAUUGUUGGGGCAAUUGCAUUACAUUAUAACAAUUGGAGUUUUUUUAAACAAGAGAAUAUUUAUGAUCAUGAUGGACCAGAAAAAGAUGCAAAGUGGAUGCCAUUUCGAAAACAAGAAAUAAUUCGACAUUUUAAAAUUGGGGCAUACUUUGCGACGGCUGGAGCGUUAUUCUUUUUGUUAAUGAGAAUUAGUAAUUUAAAUAUUUUUUACAUAAUUUUAAAAUUUUUAGGAAAGAAAUUCACUGUAAUACCCAAAAAUGAUGUUAUGGUUGAAAAUUUUUUAAUUGAUGUUGGAUUUGGUGUUCCUUUAGGAGGGCUUCCUGUUGAAAUUGCUUAUUAUCUUUGGUCAAUUAAAGAUGAAGAGAAUAGGAAAAAGAUUGUUUCAGUUUGAAAAUUUGUUGUUUUUUGUAAAUAAAUUUAAA